Molecule: messenger RNA, 2036 nt
Organism: Dinoponera quadriceps
Lineage: Eukaryota; Metazoa; Arthropoda; Insecta; Hymenoptera; Formicidae
Product: putative nuclease HARBI1
Exons: 4
Coding region: 304-1506 (400 amino acids)
Source: RefSeq, a predicted model, not a curated record
UGUGUCGUUUUUUGUUGGAAGACAUCCAAUGGCCACGUUCAACAGAACGUUAAUUUGCAACUAUUGGAAGUUUUCUCAGCUGAGAUUGGAUUAUUCUUUUAGAUCUACAGGAAUAAUCCAGUGUCAGCACAGGAAACUUUCAACAGUUGCAAACUACACGUUCCGCCGAACGCGGCUAAUGUUUUCCAACAUUUCGAGCGUACUCAAAAAGUUUAACAUAACUUAUUAACUCAACAUAUAGUGAUGAAAUACAAAUAAACGCGAUAAAUUCGUUAUUGAUAAAUAACAGAUAUUUAUGUAAAAAUGGACCAAAUGAAGAUUGUUUUGAGUUCUAUCGUGAAAUCCUUCUUAGAACCACUUUCUUAUAUUUAUGAAGACGAAGACGAAGGCAUUUUAGAAUUACUGGUAGAGCAAAUAAAUACUACUUCCGCAAUAGAAAAUCAUAGCCGACGGAUUCCUCAGAUUGACGAUUAUGUCGAACACAUAGUACCAUCGCUGAGCAGUGUAGAAUUCCAAUAUAACUUUCGAAUGAAACCUUCGACGUUUGAGUUUCUUUUGCAUGAGAUUGGAGAAAAACUAAUUCGCAGCAGGCAUGGAAAUGACAUGGUACCUGCGGAUAAGCAACUUCUGCUAACCCUGUGGCGUUUUGCAACUCCAGAUCCAUACAGUUCGUUAAAUCAACGAUUCAACGUAGGUCAAGCUACAGCUAUAAGAACUGUGCGUCGUGUAAGCAAAGCGAUAUGUACACUCUCGCCAAAAUAUAUAGUAUGGCCUUCAGGAAGUAAAGUAUCAGACGUUACGCUUGGCUUCUCUCAAAUAAGUGGUCUCCCUGAUAUCAUUGGAAUCAUAGAUGGUACUCACGUUAAUAUUCCUAUACCUAAGAAAAAUCCAGAAGCUUUUGUAAAUUUGAAAGGUUACCAUUCAGUUCAUCUUCAGGCUGUUUGUGAUCAUGUGGGAUGCUUCACAAAUAUUUAUGUUGGAAAUAUGGGCUCUAUAUGUGACGAAAGUGCUUUUUCUUUAUCUCCUCUUCAAGAAUAUAUCAAUGACACGGAGAAGUUUCCAAAUAAUACGCAUUUAAUCGGAGAUACAGGUUACAAACUACAUCAACGUCUCUUGACUCCAUAUCUUAAUGAUGGACAGCUCACGGAAUGUGAGAAGAAUUACAAUUCUUGCCAUUUUGCCAGUAGAAUGGUAAUCAAGAAAGCAUUUGCUCAUCUAAGAUGUCGUUGGAAAAGUCUUCAGCGUGUUUUGGGAAUAACUCAGAUGGAUUAUAUAUCUUGUCAUAUAUUAGCGUGUUGUGUGCUACACAAUAUUUGUUUACUAAAAGAAGACAAACUGGAAGGGCUGAAAGAUGCAGCAUUGGAGCUGCAAGAUGAAAAUAUUGUGGAAGAAACAGUUCUGUCAAGUGCAAAGGUUCAAGACAGUAGCAGAGAUAUCGCAGAAGAUAAGCGAGAUUUAAUAUGUAGUAAUUUAUACAAAUCAAAGAAUAGGCAUGUAAAAAAGUGAAUACUUUAUUCAAAUAAAUAUGGGGGGGGGGGAUCAUUUAAUAAUUCGUGUAAUACUACAGGAAAGGGAACAUUGGCCACGUUCAACAGAACAUUUAGUUUGCAACUGUUGGAAGUUUCCUGUGCUGACAUUGGAUUAUUCCUGUAGAUCUAAAAGAAUAAUCCAAUCUCAGCUCAGAAAACUGCCAACAGUUGCAAAUUAAACAUUCUGCUGAACGUGACCAUUAAUUUCUACGAUGGCUUUGAUGAUGGCAGAGGGGGAAGCAAAGGCUAUGAAAUAUCAUAUUAAAUUUUCAUGUUUAUUUUCAGCCUGAAUUUAAAAAAAUUUAAUAAUAUAGAGAUAUCUAAUAAUGUAAUAUAGUGACGAGGGAGUAAUUCCAUAUGUAACAUAAUAUUGGAAAGGGGUUCAAAUGUUUGUGAUGAAAUGUGACGAAGGAGAAAAGGGGAGGAUUAAGAAAUAUUAAAAUUUUAUAAGACGUAAUCAUUGAAUGGUUCAAUUUGUAAUAUACAUGGCUCCCUGAGUUGAUUGAU